This is a messenger RNA of Mangifera indica (mango), 1540 nucleotides long. Its product is annotated as transcription factor SPEECHLESS-like. NCBI's taxonomy places the organism in Eukaryota, Viridiplantae, Streptophyta, Magnoliopsida, Sapindales, Anacardiaceae. The record is from RefSeq and is a predicted model, not a curated record. Gene Ontology annotation, biological process: positive regulation of DNA-templated transcription; stomatal complex development; guard cell differentiation. The transcript is spliced from 3 exons. Bases 334 to 1281 code for a protein of 315 amino acids. Gene Ontology annotation, cellular component: nucleus. Gene Ontology annotation, molecular function: protein dimerization activity; DNA-binding transcription factor activity.
AUUUCGAUCAGUAACGGCUAUCGCCUGCUUCCUUUUGAGUUCUGACCUCAAAAAAUUCCGUGCUUCACUGAAUCCUUCGCUUGUUCCCUAUGAGAAUUCCGAAAGUAGCGGCAAAAAUUUCAAAAAUUUUUUGAUUUCAUAAGAAAGAGACCAUCAAAAUAAGAGCUGAUAGUGAUAGUUCAGUCUCUUUCACAUCAGCUCUCUCCUAGUAAGUCCUUUUGGUAUCCUUUUUCCUCUCUCACUUCUUCUGUCUCCUAAAUUGAGCACUUUCCCCGAAAGAAAAAACACCAGAGCCCUUCUUGUUUCGACCAGGAAAGAAAAGAAAAUAACGAAAUGGGUGACUGUUUAUCCGAUUUUUUCGAUGAACCUGAGUUGGCCGAUGAUGAUCUCUUUGCCAUUUUUGAGAGUUUAGAUACCUUCACCAACUUCCCUCCAGUUAAUGAAACUGUUGUCAGCUCUUAUCAAGAAGAAAAGGGUGCAAGGUUGGUGCAAGAAUCUGAAACUGAACCCAAGAGCAAGAGACAGAAGACUUCUAAUGCUGCAACCAAUGCCUCCGAUGAAGCCCUCCAGGAUGGACAGCAAAGGGUUUCUCACAUAACGGUGGAGCGCAACCGCAGAAAGCAAAUGAACGAGCACCUCUCUGUGCUGAGAUCUCUUAUGCCUUGCUUCUAUGUGAAAAGAGGAGAUCAAGCAUCGAUAAUUGGAGGUGUUGUUGAUUACAUCAACGAGUUGCAGCAGAUUUUGCAGUCACUUGAAGCCAAGAAGCAAAGAAAAGUUUACAGUGAGGUUUUAAGCCCUAGAAUUGCUUCAAGCCCCAGAGCUUUACCUCUUAGUCCUAGAAAACCGCCGCUCAGUCCGAGAUUGAACCUGCCGAUAAGUCCGAGAACCCCACAACCCGGCAGCCCUUACCGGCCGAGGUUGCAGCAAGGUCACCUCUCGCCGACGAAGCCUAGUAAUUCUGUUGAACCAUCUCCCUGUUCUUCAAGUACUUCCUCCAUUGACAGUAUUCAUGAGCUCAUAGCUAAUUCAAAGUCUGCCAUGGCUGACGUUGAGGUGAAGUUUUCCGGCCCAAACGUUCUUUUGAAGACGGUUUCCCCGAGAAUUCCUGGCCAGGCUGUGAAAAUAAUUGCCACUCUUGAAGACCUCUCUCUGGAGAUUCUCAAUGUGAACGUCAACACUGUUGAUGAAACCAUGCUCAACUCCUUCACAAUCAAGAUUGGGAUUGAAUGCCAACUGAGUGCGGAGGAGCUCGCUGAACAAAUCCAACAAACAUUCAGUUAAGUCUUCUAAUGAUAGUUUCAGUUGCAGGUUCGAACCCUAACCAGAAGUUUCGAAGAAGAUUUCCAUAAACAAAAGAAAUGUGGUAGACAUUUGCCGGCACCGAUUUAUUUAAAUUGUACGUGCGUAGAUGAUUAGAAGUGUCAUGUGAUGACUUGUUUUAGCUAGUGUAACCCUUGUAAUUGAGCAUUUUGAAGCUCUCUAAUUAAUUAGUAUGUAUGAGUCUUAUUUAUUAAUGAAAAUUUCAGUUUCCCAUUCUAAA